Panicum hallii is the source of this 1157-nucleotide messenger RNA. Its product is annotated as sodium channel modifier 1-like. The record is from RefSeq and is a predicted model, not a curated record. Gene Ontology annotation, biological process: RNA splicing. The transcript has 3 exons. Gene Ontology annotation, cellular component: nucleus. Bases 84 to 818 code for a protein of 244 amino acids. Lineage: Eukaryota; Viridiplantae; Streptophyta; Magnoliopsida; Poales; Poaceae.
CAAACGACCUCAGUCCAGUCCACCGGUCGCCCCAACCUCCUCCCCCCGCCGGCGGCCACGGCAGCGACGGCGAGGAAGCCGGCAUGAGCGUGUUCGGCGGCGACAGCUGGGCGCGUGAUGCGCAGCAGCGGAAGCGCCGCCUCGACGACCUCUUGUCUCCCUCGACGCCCGAAUCCUUCAGGAGGCUCCCCAAUGGCAAGCUCGCCUGCCUCGUCUGCCCCCACCGCCCCGUCCUCGACUCCCCUCUCAUGCUCUCCAUGCAUAAUAAAGGUGCACGGCACAUCGCGGCAGAAUCUAGGCUGAGGGAGAAAGAACUAUCUAAGAAGCACGAAAUGAACAAGAGACUGGCUCUCUCAUCAGAUGCUUCCCAUUCAAAUUCUGCUAAUCCACACUCCAGUAGUAAGCUUACCAAUAUGAAAGAAAAGCCAUUAAUUGAGCAGACACGGAGGGCAAUCCUGGAAGCACAAUCAAGCAGGUUCCAUGAUUUCAAUGGCAAGAAGGUAUCUCAUGAUUUGAAGUGGAUGGCAAAUACUUCAUCCUCUGAUCCCCAUGCUGCUCCUUCUGAUGUUACAAUGGAAAAGUUGACUGGAAAUACUGGAUCAAUACAGUGUAACAGCAGUAAAGGAGAAUCUUUUGCCGGAAAUCAGAUUCAAGGCAAGUUACUUUCAGAUUGGCAAACAGAAGCCCAAAAACGCCAGGAGCAAGAACUUCGGUUCACGGCUUCAGGCUGGAAACGGGAUGGCCAUGGAAGAUGGUACAGAGAUGAAAAUGUUGAAUUUGACUCGGAUGAAGAUGAUCCUAACAUCUGUCUCCGCUGAUCAUUUAAGAAGGCAUUCUGAAUUGAUCAAUCUAAUGGCUCAACUGGGAACAUCGAAUUCAUCACAAUGAGGCCCCUCCAAAAAUGGUAGAAUUGAUUGUCAGUCUGUCAAGUUUUCUGGUAAAUGGUGAUGACACAUUAUGUCCCUGUUGAACUGAUAUUUGUUUCAUUAUGAACCAAACCUGUAUAAUGAUACGUGAGAAAAAGUGUGUAUUUAUGUUGUUACUAAUUACUUGGAGAUCAGAGAAUUUUUUAAGAUGUACAUGCCUGGACCUGCUAUUGGCACUGUAAAGAUAGGUGAGACAUUUUUGUUUUGGAGCUUAUUUUCAGACUUCCCUUU